Mucor mucedo is the source of this 1364-nucleotide messenger RNA. RefSeq names its product transmembrane amino acid transporter protein-domain-containing protein. Bases 1 to 1248 code for a protein of 415 amino acids. Lineage: Eukaryota; Fungi; Mucoromycota; Mucoromycetes; Mucorales; Mucoraceae. Gene Ontology annotation, biological process: amino acid transmembrane transport. The record is from RefSeq and is a predicted model, not a curated record. Gene Ontology annotation, cellular component: vacuolar membrane. The transcript has 2 exons. Gene Ontology annotation, molecular function: amino acid transmembrane transporter activity.
AUGGAUGAACGCGAGUUCGAAUAUGCCAAUGAAGGCAUCAUUGACAUCAAUCGUGAACACGCUGGCUCAACAAAGAUGGCAUAUUUCAAUAUUGUAUGUGUUGUUGCUGGUACUGGUACUCUCGGUCUUCCUGUUGCUUUAAAGCAAGGUGGUUGGAUCGGUCUUUUCAUCCUCUUCUUGUCUUGGAGUAUGUCAGUCUAUACCGGUAUCAUUUUAAUCCGCUGUCUUUAUGCCAAUGGUAAAGCUCGUUUGACUACUUACAAAGAAGUUGCUACCACAGCUUUUGGUCCUAUUGGUGGUUGGGUCACAUUCUUUUUUAAUGCUUGGAUUCUUUUGGGUGCCCCUGUUCUUUAUAUGGUCCUUGCUGGUACUAAUUUGAAUCAGCUUUGUGAAGGCACUGCUGGUGAAAUUGGUCACGUUCCUUGGACUAUCAUUUGUUGCGUUAUUGUUGCCAUUCCCUUCAUUUUGGUAAAGACUAUGAAAGAAGUUGCAUGGAUGAGUGCUUUUGGUGCUCUUGCUACCGUUGUUGUUGUUCUUAUUGUCUUAGUUAUGGCUGCCAUCGAUAAACCCAAUCAAAUCGAUGUUCAACACAACUCUGUCGUCUGGGAUAUGUUCCCUAUUGCUUUAAGUACUAUCUCCUUCAGUUUCGGUGGUAAUGUCGUUUAUCCUCAUGUUGAAGCCUCUAUGAAAAAUCCUCGCGACUGGCCUAAGGCUGUUGGUGCUGGUCUCAGUACUUGUGCUGCCAUGUACUUUGUCACUGCUAUCUCUGGUUAUUUGGUCUAUGGUCAAAGAGUCUUAAGUCCUAUUUACGAUUCUAUCCCUCCUAAUGCCGCUCAAGUGGUUGCUAUUGUCGUGAUCACUCUUCACGUAUUAAUGGCCGCUCCUAUCUUGACUACAUCCUUCUCUCUCGAUAUCGAAGAAAUGUGCAAUAUUACUGUCGAAAGAUAUGGCAAAGUUAAGGAGUUCAUUAUUCGUGCUUGUAUCAGAAUUGCCACUAUUGUUGUAAUUGGUGUUAUUGCAUGUGUCGUUCCUCAUUUCGGUGAAUUAAUGUCUCUUAUCGGUUCUUUUGCCAAUUGUGCCUUGAUCUUUAUUUUCCCUGUUGUCUUUUAUUUGAAGCUUACGGGUGUACGUAACAAGCCUUUUUACGAACUUGCCUGGUGUUUCCUUGUUGUUCUUCUUGGCCUUGUUGGUUUGGUCUUUGGUACCAUCGAAUCCAUCAAGGAAUUAAUCGUCGCCUAUGGAAGCUAAAAUCUCUCAAGAAAAAAAAAGAUUCCCCACUACUUUGUAAAUACCUAAACCUUGUACUUUUAAUAAUCACCCUUAAUAUUAUAAUAAAAUUUUUAUUCUUACCUUAAAAUCAAAAA